Strigops habroptila (Kakapo) is the source of this 2551-nucleotide messenger RNA. It is a transcript of the gene PRDM5, whose product is annotated as PR/SET domain 5. Lineage: Eukaryota; Metazoa; Chordata; Aves; Psittaciformes; Psittacidae. The transcript is spliced from 14 exons. Gene Ontology annotation, molecular function: RNA polymerase II cis-regulatory region sequence-specific DNA binding; DNA-binding transcription factor activity; protein binding. The coding region runs from base 139 to 1689 and encodes 516 amino acids. The record is from RefSeq and is a predicted model, not a curated record. Gene Ontology annotation, cellular component: nucleus. Gene Ontology annotation, biological process: negative regulation of DNA-templated transcription; regulation of transcription by RNA polymerase II.
GCCCCGCAGCCAGCCCCCUCUUCCUGCCCCCUCCCCCGGCCCGGCGGUCUCGCUCGCUCUCCCUCCCGGUGGGAUGGAAGUCCCCGGUGAUCCUCCUCCUCCUCCCCGGUAGCAGGCGGCGGCCCGAGUCGGUGCAAAAUGCUGGGCAUGUACGUGCCGGAUAGGUUUGCCCUGAAGUCGUCAAAAGUGCAGGACGGGAUGGGGCUCUACACGGCCCGCAGAGUUAAAAAGGGUGAAAAAUUUGGCCCCUUUGCAGGGGAGAAGCGAAUGCCGCAGGAACUGGAUGAGAGCACAGACUGCAGGCUCAUGUGGGAAGUUCGUGGGAGUAAAGGUGAGGUCCUUUAUAUCCUGGAUGCAAGCAAUCCACGCCAUUCAAAUUGGCUGCGGUUUGUCCAUGAGGCUCCAUCACAGGAACAGAAGAACCUGGCAGCCAUCCAGGAAGGGGAAAAUAUUUUCUAUCUCGCUGUGGAAGAUAUUGAAACAGACACAGAACUUCUGAUUGGGUACUUGGACAGUGACAUGGAAGAAGAGGAGGAGGAGGAAGAAGAAGUAACUGUUAUCCAGGAAGAUGAAGACAGUGGCAACAACAAAGAAGUGCAAACAGCUGGUGAAAAAGUUGCAAAUCCCAUCACCUGUAAAGAGGACCAUGCAUGCCCAAACUGUGAAUCCAGUUUUUCCAGCCAGGAGAUUCUAGCUGAACAUCUUCAGACUUUGCACCAAAAACCCAGUGAAGAAAAGGAAUUUAAGUGCCGAAACUGUGGAAAGAAAUUCCCUGUGAAACAAGCUUUACAAAGACAUGUACUUCAGUGCACAGAGAAUAUCAGCCCAGGAGAUUCUUCAAGAAGUUUUCAGUGCUCUGUUUGCAAUACUUCCUUCAGCUCAGAAUCGAGUUAUGAACAGCACAAGGAGGCAUGCAGAGGGGAUGCCAGGUUCAUAUGCAAGGCAGAUAGCUGCGGGAAGAGGUUCAAGAGCAAGGAUGCCCUGAAAAAACAUAAAGAAAAUGUUCACAGUGGAAAUUCUAGGAAGAAGCUGAUGUGUUCAGUGUGCAAUAAGAAAUGUUCCUCAGCAACAAAUCUCCAAGAGCAUCGAAAGGUCCAUGAGAUUUUUGAGUGUCAGGAAUGUGACAAGAAAUUUAUUUCGGCUAACCAGCUAAAGCGCCAUAUGAUAACUCAUUCAGAAAAACGCCCCUACACCUGCGAGGUUUGCAAUAAGUCCUUCAAACGACUUGAUCAAGUGACUGCACACAAAAUAAUACACAGUGAAGAUAAGCCUUAUAAAUGCAAGCUUUGUGGAAAGGGAUUUGCCCACAGAAAUGUUUACAAGAAUCACAAGAAGACCCAUUCUGAAGAGAGACCAUUCCAGUGUGAGGAAUGCAAAGCUUUGUUCCGAACCCCGUUCUCUCUACAAAGACAUCUGUUAAUCCAUAACAGUGAGAGGACUUUCAGGUGUGAUCACUGUGAUGCUACUUUCAAAAGAAAGGACACAUUAAAUGUUCAUAUUCAAGUUGUACAUGACGGACAUAAGAAAUACAAGUGUGAUCUCUGUGACAAAGCUUUUGUGACACCCUCAGUCCUGAAGAGUCAUAAAAAGACUCACACAGGAGAAAAAGAGAAGAUUUGCCCAUAUUGCGGACAGAAGUUUGCAAGCAAUGGAACACUAAGAGUUCAUAUUCGAAGCCAUACAGAGUAAGACUCUGUAAAUGAGCCCUAACAGUACUUGGCCUUUUGCAGAAACUGAGCUCGUUUGGGGUGAGUGAACAUGUCUGCAUGUGCAUGUACAGAGGGAAGGGGUUGAUGUUUGCAUCUGAACCUAGCAUAUUGCUCUGUAAUUCAUCAUCUGGGUUUCAGCCUUGGCAUGACAGAGACAGCGCUCUGUAGGUCAGCUGAAACACUAUAGCACAUUCUCCCUCUGCUGUAUCCUGUUGGUUUAUGACUUCUUAGGGUCAGAGGGAGCUGGGGUUAAUUCAGCAAAAGAAUCCUCUGACUGCGAUAUAAAUUCCUUGGCUUGUUCAUAAAUUGUAAAAGAAAUUCUAUGAUCUGCUCCUUGGGCUUGAAAACUAGGGGCCAGGAGGUUAAUUACUUCCCUAAAGUUUCAAGCAGCUUCAGUGUUAACAGUUACUGGCUGUGGCUUGUGCAACUUCUCAGUUGCCUUUUACAUAGCUCUUUGGAUCUAUUAAUUGCUGUCUUGUGUGUUUGUGUGUGCAUGUAUUUGUGUGUAUUUAUGCGCAUGCAUGUCUGAUAUUUAUACUGUUGCUUUCCUAAUUAGUUCUGUCCUAACCCCUUCCAUCGUUGUGAUGUAGCACAUCAAGUUGUUGUUACAGUAGAAGUUGUUGUGAGGUAGUUCAUAUUUGCAGGUAAAUUUAUUUCUGAGUUAAGAGAAUUGAGUGUUUGAACUGUAAUUCUAUCCUUUAUAUGCUGUCUUUUAUCCACUGCAUUACGUAGGGACUGACAAGCAACAACUAAUGACCAUACACGUCUUCCAGAAAAUGCUUAUACAUGCAAAUAUAGGUUAAAAUGUAACCUUUGUUUUUGCUUUUUUCACCACAGUUAAA